Molecule: messenger RNA, 496 nt
Organism: Galdieria sulphuraria
Lineage: Eukaryota; Rhodophyta; Bangiophyceae; Galdieriales; Galdieriaceae
Product: endonuclease
Exons: 4
Coding region: 21-461 (146 amino acids)
Molecular function (GO): endonuclease activity; zinc ion binding; nucleic acid binding
Source: RefSeq, a predicted model, not a curated record
AACUUGUGUACAAAAGACAAAUGGGCAAACCAUCGGAUCACUUCACCAACGACCGUAUUUUUAGUAACCGAGUGAAGGCUGCUUGUUGGGAAAAGGCUACUCCUGUUCCUGGUAGAGAUCCUGAUCGUUGGCGUUUAGACGCAUUUCGUAAUCCAGUGUGCAAAAGAUUAACUUCUUGUGAAGGUUGUCUUUGCCACGAGUAUGAUCACGUCAUUCCCUAUUCUCAAGGUGGAGCUUCUACUGUUGAAAACUGUCAAAUAUUGCAGACUAGAAUCAAUCGUUUAAAAGCUGAUCGUCAAUUGACAGCAGAACAACUUGAGUCAUUCAGUUGUGAGAUCACUUUUUCUGAACGGGAGCUGGAUCUCAUCGAGAUGGCGGUAUAUGGAAAUGUUCAAAGAGAUCACUUUCGGUGUCGUUGUAAGAGUUUUUUUGAAGUGUAUAAAGCAUCGACAAGUAAUUAGUCCAUUUUGCGCUGUGGAAGUGGCAUUGUUUUUAA